AUGGAAAAUAAUCAUUUAAAUUUUGAAAAUGAACAGAUAAAGAUUGUUAUAAAUAGAAUCAAAUGUAAUGAUUGCAAUGUCAUUAAAGAGUUAAUCGAUGACUAUACAACCAAUUCAAUAUUAGAUAUAUUCAGUUAUGUUAUGUCAUCGGGUGAACUCUGUACUUUUGGUCAACUGCUGGAGUGUCACUCACAGACCAGUCAAAGAAAACGUUGUAACAACGUGUGGAACUCUGAUGGUUUCAUAUACAAGUGUAGAGAGUGUCAGGUCGAUGACAACUGCGCAAUAUGUGUAGAUUGCUUCCGUGAGGAUCUACACAAAGGACAUAGCUACCGAUUGGUUCAAUCGAUACGUGGUUGUUGUGACUGUGGCGACGAAUCUGCUUGGCGACCAGAGGGCAACUGUGAACGACACGGUUCAACAAACAAUCUUAAAAACACUUCCAUUGAACUACCCGCUCAUUGUAAAUCAAUAGUUAUAUUAUUAAUCAAUGAAUUUAGAUUAUUAAAUAAUGGUUUAACAUUGAGUAAUAGUAGUGGAGUAAUUACCAAUAAUAAUAGUAAUAUGACAACAACUGUAACUGCAACUGCAACUGUAACUGCAUCUGCAACAACAACAACAACAACUAUUGGUCAAUCUUCAUUUAAUAGAGAUCAAGAGUUUAUCGAUUGUUUGGUUGACUUGAUAGGAAAGAUGAUCGAUGUCUUUGGAGACAAGAUAUCGUUGUGUAUAGGUGAAGUGUUGAUGCGCUUUGACAAACCAAUUCGUAGACGAAUAUACUCGAAUUUGUUACAGUUGAUGACAUUGGGAAGUGAACAGUUGGAACGUGUCAUCGUAUCGCUCUUUAUAUGUUUGGAGUUGCGUGAUGAUCUAGCAAUUUAUCUAGCAGAGAAUUACGAACACAUCAGAAAACUAACAAUCAAACAUCAAAGAAACACUGUAUUUAAUUUAACGAUCCAACUAUUCUCUGUUGAUUCCGUUGCCUAUAAAAUUGUAUCCACCAACAAUAUGACACCAAUUAUUAAUAACUUAUUAAAAACAUUUGAAUCAGCAAUGGUAGAUGGUCAAAUCGAUUUCAAACAAAAGAUAAUGAAGGAUAAACAAUAUUUUAGACCAUUAUCUGAUAUUUGGAAGUGUAUAUUCUCACCGCUCGGUAAACAUUUCCGUGAGGUUGCUCACGGUCAGCAACACAUCCAGAUCUACGUAGAUAACCUCUAUAAUAUGAUCGGUAGAUUCUACUCACCGACUGCCGUCUGGAAGAAAGGUACGCGUGACAUUGUCAUACCGGACUACCGAUUGUCCAGACAGCCAGUAUCUUUCCAUCUACCGAUGCAUCGAUCACUCACUACGAUACUCCUACAGAUGUCAUCGAAAUUUGGAGUGCAUCCAUCGGUUGUACUAUCAUCUUCCAACGGUAUUAUCAAACCGUCAAUGUUGAUCGACCCUCUUAUUCGCGUGCGUGUAUUGGUAGCACAGAUACAGGCUGGUCUAUGGGUGAGAAACGGUCAAUCCGUCAAACUCCAAUCCUACACCUAUCUACACACCUAUGAGUUAUCUCAUAACGACUUCUUUCUGCUGCACUCUCAAGUUAAACAAUCGGACACAGAUAAAGCCAAUGUCAUUGUAGCAGAGGAUAUGACUUCACUCGUCAUUGGAAUGGUAACAGACCGUACUCGUUUGGCGUCUAUGACCUUUGAGGAUGCAGUGCGCGUUGAGAUUAUUCAUCAUCUAGCGGUUGCCGGGCGUAUGAGACACGGUGACAUAUUCCAACGACAUGUCGAGCUCUUUGAAAAAGUAGGUGGUGCAUUCGAUAGUAUUCUCAGUGGAGUGGCCGACUUUCAUCCACCUACUCCUACCGAUUCCGGCAAGUAUGAACUCAAGCCAAAGUCUUGGGAGGAAUGGACACCGUUCUAUCCUCACUACACAAGACAGGAAGUACAAAUGGCAACGGAACGCUACCAGAAUCUCGUGCGUGAUGCAACCAAGCGUGGAGAGAAACAUCUGUAUCCAGAGCAUUCGCGAUAUCUUGAAUCGAUUCGUCCUACUCUUCCAUGUUAUAGUAACAUAGACCAACUACUCAAUUGUGAUAUACUGCAUGCCAUUAUCUAUUCGGUGCUAUUCAAUAGUUUGUGUGGAAGUGCUAGAUCAUCGGAUCUACUAAUAACCAACUGUAUAUAUCUAAUCAAGUUGAUACUGAGAAUCUACACACCAAAUGCCAACACAGCUACACUCGUUGCCAGCUCCACUAAAUCCAAACCAACAACCGUACAAAAGAACUUUGAUUUCGGUUACAACCCCACCGAUUUCAUGUAUAAUCUAUUCCAUCAUAUCAAACCAAACACCUACACACUCACCAAUACUACCAGCCAUUCACUGUAUACUUUACUUCAUCUAAUGUUACAAACUAAUAACUUUGAAACACAUCAUCAAAACAUUAAAGAAUGUUUAAAUCAUCCUACUAUUCAACAAUUUAUAAACAUUGAUAAUAACAAUAAUAAUAAUAAUAAUAGUAUCGAUGGAAAUAUAAAUAUUAAUAAUAAUAACAACAACAACAACAAUAAUAAUAAUAAUAAUAAUAAUCAUAAUCAUAGUAAUGCUUCUGAACAUGCUAAAGAAUUGGCAAAGAAAAGACAAAUGGAGAUUAUGUCAAAGUUUGCAAAACAACAAGCAACAUUUCUCGAAGAUAUGGGCGAUGAUGACUAUGAAGAGGAAGAAGAAACUCAAAACUAUGGAUGUUGUGUACUCUGUAAGGCAGAUCUGAUACCAAAGAAAUCACCAUUUGCUCUACUUGCUUAUCUUCAAAAGAAUUCAUUACUUUCACAUUUACAAUCGAUUACAACAACAACAACAACAACAACAACAACAACAGAUAACAAUAACAAUAAUAUUAAUAAUAAUGAUAAUAGUACCACUGUUGAUUAUGAAUUAUUUAAAGAUACACAUAGAAAUGAUAAUUUAUUUAUUACAUUUUGUUCACACUCGAUGCAUUUGGAAUGUCUAAAGAAGUUGAAAGAUCAAAAAUACAAUUGUCCAGCAUGUAGAAGAUUGGUUAAUACACAGAUUCCAUUCGUAGAGCAGCAAACACUAACACCAUUGUCAAAGAAUAGCUCAUCUUCAACGCUUCAAGAAUGGUUCGAUUCAUUCAGUUCUAAACAAGAGGAAUUCAAUAUGAAUCAAACACAAGAAGAAAUACAACCUCAUAAACUAUUAUCAAUGGUUAUAUCAUCUAUUACAAUAUUAGAAUUAAGUAAGAGGAAUAACAAAGGUCAAUCAUUAGAUUCAUUAUCACAACAAGAGUUAUUUUCUUUGCAAUCAUUACUAAAGUUUACAGCUCAUGAACAAUAUAAUAGUCAACAUGUAAUCGAUAAUAGAUCAUUACACAUGAUACUAAGCAGUAUAUUCUCGACCAAAGAAAGAAUAUCAGAGUUUUUAAACCUAGAUAUGUUUGGUAUGCUGGUAAGAAUGUAUCUACUUAAUGAGAAGAUACCACACGAUCAUCUCAAGUCUCAAUUCAUAGACAUCAUUAAACUACACUUUACAGCUUCAAUUUUACAAUCAUUAUUAAUAUUAAAUAGAUGUAAUAAUCUUAUUGAAUUAAAACAAUCUAUUGAUUCAAUAGAAGAAGAUGUUAUGCUUUUAGUUAUGCCAUUCCUAAGAAAGCUAUAUCUAUUUGUAACUAUAGUUAAUUAUCAAGGAAGAGAUACUAGUGGAUUGGUUGAUGGCACCAAAUUUGAUUUGCAAUUCAAUUUACCAAUAGAUGUCCAAUAUCACUCGAUCGUCAACUCACUUCAACUCUCAAAUGUACUGAACGAACUAAAGAGAGAUGACUAUAAGCUAUUGGAGUACUGUUAUAAUUUGUGGAUUGGUCAAGAUAUUUCGGAAUCGAAACUACCGUUGUCACCUACAAUCUGGAGAUAUUGUGAGUUCCAGCUAGCCAAGUUGGAGCGUGACUAUCAUCAUUUCUACUUGGAGUCUACAAAGAAAUCUUGUGAUUGCUGUAAGAAGAAACCGAUUGGAUUGAACUCAUCGCUCUGUUUGUUAUGUGGCGCCUAUCUCUGCGAAGUUGACGAAUACGUAGGACAUGCUCAAAAGUGUGGAGGUGGCGGUGGAUAUGGUGUAAUCUUUGUUUUCGCCAAAAUCGUUGUACUUAUCAUCAACAAGUCGACUGUUAAACUAUGGUGUCACAGUAUCUAUCUAGAUCAACAUGGUUCAGAAGACUUUGGAUUCCAACGAGGUAAUCCACUCUAUCUAAACGAAGAACGUCUAACACGACUUAAAUCGGAGAUACUAUCGAUGACACUUCAAAAUAUAACUAGUACAUUCCGUCAAUAA
Molecule: messenger RNA, 4332 nt
Organism: Heterostelium album PN500
Lineage: Eukaryota; Evosea; Eumycetozoa; Acytosteliales; Acytosteliaceae
Exons: 6
Coding region: 1-4332 (1443 amino acids)
Biological process (GO): protein ubiquitination; ubiquitin-dependent protein catabolic process via the N-end rule pathway
Cellular component (GO): ubiquitin ligase complex; cytoplasm
Molecular function (GO): zinc ion binding; ubiquitin protein ligase activity
Source: RefSeq, a predicted model, not a curated record